UGUUGCAUUGUCAAUAAUUGUUUAAUAACAAUAUCGUGUAAAUUGUUCCUUGAUAGACAAUUAGUGCAAAGUUGUAGGUAAUACGACGCGUCAUCAACGUGCGCCAGUGGAAGUGGUUUCGUCAAUUCUGCUGGCGAUUGUCUCAAAGCAGGAUGCCUCUUCCUGCGGCACUGCUGGCCCGCUUGGCCAAGAGAGGGAUUGUAAAACCGACAGGACAAGGGGCAGAUGAGGAGAUUAUUGCUGAAGAUUACGACGACAACAAUGUUGAUUAUGAAGCCACAAGGGUUGAAAAUCUGCCGCCAAACUGGUAUAAAGUCUUUGACCCUGCUUGUGGUCUUCCUUACUACUGGAACGUGGAAACAGACUUGGUGGCCUGGCUGUCCCCAAACGACCCAUCUGCUCAGAUAACAAAAGCUGCCAAGAAACAAAAAGCUGAGGUGGGGGACGAUCGAGUUGAGCGUCAGUCUGAGAAGCCAGACAGAGAGCGGGACAGAGAUCGCGACCGCUAUCGAGACAGAGAUCGGGAACGAGAGCGCGACCGUGAGAGGGAUGAGCGCCGGGAACGAGACAGAAGAAAGCAGAGGAGGGAAGACACGGCACCGUAUAACAAGGGAAAAAGAGGUAAAAAAGAUGAUGAAGUGGACCCCAUGGACCCAAGUGCAUAUUCUGAUGCGCCAAGGGGCUUGUGGUCAAGUGGCCUUCCCAAACGUAACGAAGCAAAGACAGGAGCCGAUACCACAGCUGCCGGGCCUCUGUUCCAGCAGCGACCGUACCCGAGUCCAGGAGCUGUACUGCGCGCUAACGCUGCUAACCAAUUUGUCAAGGAGUAACGCCAACUCCCAGCUGUACCUACGCUGUAUGUAUUUUGGUUGACAUAACAGUUCUUCAUUUUUGUCGUAAUAUUGGAAAAGGAGUCAUCUUGGGUCAUUUUGUAGGCAAUGAGCAUAAGCCAGGCGUUCUGAUCUUGCAAUUGUUCCAACAGAGUGGUGACAGUGACUCGCUGAUGAUUGAAGUCAGUGAGGAAGAGCAUGUUCUGUCUUGAGCAAAUAAAUGAUAAAUAGAUUUCCAUUAUUUUAUUUUAACAUAUUAACAGAGGUGACCUCAUUUUUACACUUGUUAAACUGUGACCCCAAACAUUGCCACUACAAAAGGUUUUUACCAUGGUGACAUCUUUUUUUAAUUUUCAUUAUAGUUUUUAAAACAAGAUCAGGUGUGAAUAUGUUACAUGACCCAAUAUAAGGGGGAUGUUUGUCACGAGCCAUUUGAGGACACACUUUGCUAUAGGCUACUGUAAGUUUAAGGAUAUGAAUGAGACUGCAAAUAUUCCCCCGCUACUGAUUUGUUGGUCAAAUAAUUGAAAAAGGCCAAUUUAUUUCAUCUAGUUAUCUUAAUUUAGUGGAACCAGUUUCACCAGUUGUAUAUUGUCCGUUUCUUUUGGAGUGUUGCUCGAUUCCAGACCAAGAUAAUUCUAUCAAGCUAUUAAUUCAUACACUCUCGUACUAUCAUUUGUGCAAAGUCAUGAUUUUAUUACAAACAUUACAAAAAGAUAUUUUGUUGGAAGUUCAGCAGUGGUCUGUUGCGCCCAAAUAGUGACAAAUAAAGUCAUAGUCCAAAGUGAA
Molecule: messenger RNA, 1619 nt
Organism: Phyllopteryx taeniolatus (common seadragon)
Lineage: Eukaryota; Metazoa; Chordata; Actinopteri; Syngnathiformes; Syngnathidae
Gene: pqbp1
Product: polyglutamine binding protein 1
Exons: 7
Coding region: 153-830 (225 amino acids)
Biological process (GO): alternative mRNA splicing, via spliceosome
Cellular component (GO): cytoplasm; nuclear body
Molecular function (GO): ribonucleoprotein complex binding; protein binding
Source: RefSeq, a predicted model, not a curated record